This is a messenger RNA of Ectocarpus sp. CCAP 1310/34, 1211 nucleotides long. The record is from the annotation of a GenBank genome assembly. NCBI's taxonomy places the organism in Eukaryota, Phaeophyceae, Ectocarpales, Ectocarpaceae.
UCUCCACCACAUCCAACCCAAAGACGAAAUCGCCGUACGAGAUGUGGGACGGGCACCCUCCCCCGCCGGGGGCGACGUACCCGUUCCUCAAACCUGCCUUAUACAAGGUCAAGCGCACGCACAAGUCCGAGUCGAAAGCCCAAAAGUGCUUUUACCUCGGCCCGGGAAUCAACACCAACCGUGAUUGCGCGCGCAUCCUCAACGAAAAACGCCAAGCGAUCACAACUCGCAACGUCACCUGGCAAUCCGUACCCGCUGCACCCACCGCCCUGCCCCAGUCGCUGCCUCCCAUCGCAGAGGAGGAAGAGGAAUUCGCGACUGGGGAGGACGAGGUUGGAGAGGGCACGUCAAGCCAAGGUAAAGGGAGGGCGGAGGGAGAAACUGUGGAUGGAGAACCAUGUUUCAACCUUUGCACGACGGCAGCCCCAGGGCCAGCGGGGUCGCCCGCUCGCGUAGCGCCGGCGGCGCCACCGGCCGCGCCCCAGGAGUCGGGCGCGGGCGACGCUGGCGAUGGCGCCCCCUCGAGCAGGAAGGGCGCGAUCGUCGCCCCAUCUACCACGUGGGUCGGCAUGGCCGAAGUGGGCGGCGGCGAGGACGACCGCCGCAGCAGCAGCAGCCGUGGUAGCGGCGGCAGCGGCAGCAACAGCGGCAGCAACAGCGACAGCAGCAGCGGCAGCAGCAGCGGCAUCGGCAGCGGCAGCGGCAGCGACAGCGACAGCGAGACGGAUCGCCCGGCGCUCCGCAGGCCAGAGGCCCGGCGGCUCGCCCGCUUCGACAAGCCGGCGGAACUCACCAGCCGCCGCACCAGGGAGAACCCUCGCCGAAAUCCGAGGUACGAGUCGCCCCCGUCGCCGACAAGUGCCGAAGCCCUGCUCGCCUCGGCGGGGAGCCUGCCCGUCAGCAGCACGGAGGAGUUCACCAGCUGGAUGCUCUCGGCGGUACUUCACGUGGCGGAAGGGCUAGAGGCAAGGGCAGUGCGAGAGUUUCUGUUCGAGCGCGCGGAGGAGGCCCACGCGGCGCACCAAGAGGCGGAGGACUUCCUGCUGCGUGCGGUGGACCUCACGCUCAACUCGCCAGACGCCUUCGAGACGGCUCUGGCGUCCCACGAGCUAAGUGAAUCCCCCAUAGGNAGGAUUUCCUGCUGGGUACGGUGGACCUCAUGCUCAACUCGCCAGACGCCUUCGAGACGGCUCUGGCGUCCCACGAGCUAA